Cotesia congregata is the source of this 1431-nucleotide messenger RNA. NCBI's taxonomy places the organism in Eukaryota, Metazoa, Arthropoda, Insecta, Hymenoptera, Braconidae. The record is from the annotation of a GenBank genome assembly.
AUGCAUGCAUGUACCAAUUUUUUGUGGUUCCUGGUUUUGAUUUGUGUUAUAAUUUCACACUUUGUAGGCAUAAUGAAUGAUUCUGACGCGUCUUCAUCAACUGCAGUAUUAAAAGAUCAAAGUUUUAAUACUAAUUUGAAUGGUUUAACACAGAUUUCCAGUUCACAAGAAAAUGUCAAUCCCCAACUAUCUAACCUUAUUUUACCAGUGAAAAACACAUUUAAAACUUUAUGUACCAAAUGUUUCUUGACAUUAGAUUCUAAUUCUAUCAAUUAUGUGCCAGAUCGCCAGGAUUUGAAGACAUUUUUGAAUCAAAGCUACAAAGGUCAAUUGAUUCUUAAUUAUUAUAAGCUUCAUAAUAAUCUCACUGAUACUUUGAGCAAUUAUUUGGCGGAAAUCACUUUUGGCCUGGAGAUUAAUAUUAUUCUUAAACAAGAAAAAGUCACCUCAGAUAAUCCUUUGAAAAAAUUAGAAAUUCCACCGGCUAUAUUUAAAAAUCUCGCCACAGAAAUAAGUGAAUUAUUUGAUGACAAAUCAGGCGUUUACUACAGUCCUGGGUAUACAGAUGGCAGAAAUAGAAUUAAUCCAACUGGUAAAUUACAAAGCCAGUUUAACUAUGCUCGAAGACAAUUAAUGGACUCAGGUUUAUUAGUUAUCACUAGUCGCCGUAGCUCAGUUGUAGUUGAUAGUACUGUGACGUAGUAAAAUUAUGUAGAUUCAACUUCAAGUCAAUUAAAUUUACUGAAACAAAACUCUGACGAUUUGAAAGAAAUUGAGAAAGCUUAGAUUGACAUGUUCUCAGCUCGAAAACAGUUGGUAGCAGACAGUAUUGAUAAAUUAGUUGAAUUCAAUUUAUAUCCUUGUUUAUCAGGUGAAAAAGGAGCUGAUUUUAUAACGUCAGAUUUUGAGAAAAAAUUUGAAAGUGCUCAAUCAUUCAAGACAUCUUGGCCAAAUCUUCGAGCAACAUUUGAAGAUUUCAUUUUAUCAAAAAGGAUAGAUGAUGUUGAUGCUGCAACUCAGGUUAUUGAAUUAGCCGAGUUAAUUGAUGAUGAUAAAGAUGCUGUCAUUUUUUCAUUAUUACCUUUGGCCAUUAAAUCGUUAGUUGCCAGUACUAAAUCUGAUGAGCUGGAAGCUAAGAUUACAGCUCGGCGGCAGACAUUUAUUACUAAUAAAGAAGCAUUUUACCCAUUUAUGGUUUUUGUCGGACCUGUCAGCAAACCUGUCGAAUUUUAUAAUACCGCACUUGAAGCUUUAGACGUAACUUUUAAAAUAUUUCUUCUAACAUCUUGCCCAUUUCCAAAAUUUGUGAGUCCGACAUACAUACUCUUAAAAAAAGUUGUUUAUCAAAUAACUUCACGAUCGAAAUCAACAAUUCAGUUACAAAAAGCUCUAUUAUUUUUUGAAAAAAAAUUACAAACUAAGUUUGAUUAA